GUAAGCACCUGCAGAAAAGCAGAUUUCAAAGUGAGUGCAUGUACCUUACAUCAUCCUUAUUGUCACCACGACAGUCUUUGGAAGUUUGAAAGAUGGAUAUAUUGUUGGCAUUAAAGACAAAUAUACUAUCAGUUGUAAUGGUUGUCUUAGUGCUGUUAUUGCUGUGGAAGAGUCAAGGAAAGCGGAGUAGUUUCGGACGUCUGCCUCCAGGACCCCCUCCUAGACCACUGCUGGGGAAUUUCUUUCAAUUUGAUGUAAAGGAACCCUACAAGUACUACCUAGAGCUCAGUAAGAAGUAUGGCUCUGUUGCUACCUUCUGGUUGGCAAACACUCCUGUGGUGAUUAUUUCUGGAUAUCAAGCAUUAAAGGACACCAUGAUUGGUCUUGGUGAAGAAUUCAGUGGCAGGGCCCGCUAUCCCCUGAUUAUGAGGGCCACUCUUGGGUAUGGUGUGCUGUCCACCAGCGGCCACCAGUGGAGGGAGAUGCGCAGGUUCACUCUUUUGACACUGAAGAACUUUGGAAUGGGACGCAGGAGCAUUGAGGAAAAAGUCAGGGAGGAGGCCCAGAGUCUUGUAAAAAUGUUUAAAAAAUGUGAAGGAUCUGCUUUCAGCCCUGCAGACAUGCUGUCUAACGCAGUAGCCAAUGUGAUCUGCAGCAUUGUCUUUGGCCAUAGGUUUGAAUUUGAUGAUCCACAGUUUAAGUUUCUCCUUAAGACAGUAAAUUCCUACUUCUUAAUCCUGAACAGCCCUCUUGGACAGAUCUACAAUGUGUUUCCUAGGCUAGUCAGUCUCUUGCCAGGUAAACACCAUCAAUUGUUUAAAGACCUCGGAGAGGCCAGAGAAUACUGUAAACGUCAGGCAAAUGCACGAAUGAAUAAUGUGGAUCCCUCAUGCCCACAGGACUUUAUUGAGGCCUUUUUGUUAAAUAUGGAGGAGGAGAAAAACAAGACUGACACAGAAUAUUAUUUAGACAACUUGAUAUCACUGAUAUGGAACAUGUUCAGUGCUGGCACAGAAACCACAUCAUCCACCCUCAGACACGCUCUGCUUCUGAUGAUGAAGCACCCAAGUGUCCAAGGGCGCGUUCAAAAGGAACUUGAUGAGGUUGUAGGACAGGAACGUUGGGUCUCCAUAGAAGACAGACAGAACCUGCCGUACACAGAUGCUGUAAUCCAUGAGGUCCAACGCAGCAUGGACCUCGCUCCCAUCGCUGUACCACACAUGAUGAUGUGCGACACUGAAUUCAAUGGCUAUGUCAUUCCUAAGGGAACAACGGUUUAUCCACUGCUAUCCUCUGUGCUUACUGACCCAAAUCUGUGGAAGAACCCACAUUGCUUCGACCCAGAAAACUUCCUGGAUGCAAAUGGCCGAUUCAAGAAGAAUGAUGCAUUUGUUGUAUUCGGCAUGGGGAAGCGUGCAUGUCUUGGCGAGGCUCUGGCCCGAAUAGAACUCUUCUUUUUUUUUACUUCCCUCCUCCAACAUUUCACCUUCAAAUCCAUGGUGCCACCAGAGGAGCUCGAUACAACCCCAACUAACUGCAGCUUUGGCCGCAUGCCCCUUAUAUACGAGUGCUAUGCCAUUCCCAGAGCAUAGAGGGCACAAGAGUCCACAACGUUCACAUGUAAUGAUUUAUUGUUGAGCAGUGUUCCUGGAGGCCACCCAACACUGCUCAUUUUGGAUGUCUUCCUAAUUAAACACAACUGAUUGAACUCAUCAGCUCGUUUGUAGAGGCUCCAUGACCUCCUUCAUGAAUGGGUCAGAUAAGGGAAUUUUUGUGCCACUAGCGCCACCAAACGGAAUUGCAAAAAUUGACAUGGUUUUCAAAGCAACUUUGAGAAUGCGCCCCCCAUACUGUGUUGAUCGAACAAACAGUCAGCCUAUAAAGAACACAACAGAACCUAAAUUUAAAGAGAAAGAGAGAGAGAGAGAGAGAGAGAGAGAGAGAGAGAGAGAGAGAGAGAGAGAGAGAGAGAGAGAGAGAAAAUCAACAUAUUCCAAGGCCUGUUUGAUGCUUUAAUGGAAAUAAAUAAAUGUAUCCCAAAUUUCA
Molecule: messenger RNA, 2046 nt
Organism: Myxocyprinus asiaticus (Chinese sucker)
Lineage: Eukaryota; Metazoa; Chordata; Actinopteri; Cypriniformes; Catostomidae
Product: cytochrome P450 2M1-like
Exons: 9
Coding region: 93-1592 (499 amino acids)
Biological process (GO): xenobiotic metabolic process
Cellular component (GO): intracellular membrane-bounded organelle; cytoplasm
Molecular function (GO): heme binding; oxidoreductase activity, acting on paired donors, with incorporation or reduction of molecular oxygen, reduced flavin or flavoprotein as one donor, and incorporation of one atom of oxygen; iron ion binding
Source: RefSeq, a predicted model, not a curated record